This is a messenger RNA of Paraglomus brasilianum, 1758 nucleotides long. The record is from the annotation of a GenBank genome assembly. Lineage: Eukaryota; Fungi; Glomeromycota; Glomeromycetes; Paraglomerales; Paraglomeraceae.
AUGUGCGAUAGGGGAGGCCGAGAGGAUUUGCACACUGAGAUCUGGGGUGUUGCAUUGGGUGAAACGUGGGGAAGGAAUGCGAGAUUAGUGAGCAGAGAAAGACAGCGAAAACCUCCCAACAAAAACAAAGAAGUUCCCUUAACAACACAACCAAACCGCUCACCCGCAAACGGUUCACACGCUUCCUCUUCAAACUAUGUCACCCCCUCCACUCCUACUUCUCCAACUCCCGUACUCGCAUCCGGACUGCUUGCCAUCUAUGUUAUCGAAGCGCGCGGCCUGACGCUUCCACCCGGGAUAAAAGCUCCACAAGUUCCCCCGCAGUCUGGUAUGACGCAACAAACGACAGGAGGGAGGAGUAACAGAGAUAGCUUACAAAGGAAGCAGUGCUGGCGGUUACCGUAUGUGGUGCUCGAGUUUGAUAAGAAUGAGAUUUUGAUUGAUUCGCUUGGCGGAGAGGUCUCAAAGCCUGUGUGGCGGUAUCGGGCGCAUUUUGACGUUUCUCGUGAGUCCGAAGUUUCUCUGCAAGUUUAUCUUCGUAAAUCCACUCAGACCGGAAAUCAUACUAACGACAUGGGUAAUGAUGUCUACCUUGGCGGUAUAAAGCUCAAGCCAAACUUCUCGGUAGUAAAUAAGAUGUGCGAAGAAUGGUAUGACUUGCAAGGAGGGACCGGCAGUGUUCACGUGCAAUAUUGUUAUAAAAAGGAUAACGCAACCACGCCAUUGGCUAUUGAUUCAUUUGAAUUACUUAAAGUCAUCGGAAAGGGCAGUUUUGGGAAGGUUAUGCAAGUUCGGAAACGGGACACCUCUCGAAUCUACGCUUUAAAAACUAUCCGCAAAGCACACAUAGUUUCCCGCUCUGAAGUAAACCACACUUUGGCUGAACGCACCGUCCUAGCGCAGAUCAACAAUCCGUUUAUUGUCCCAUUAAAGUUCUCCUUCCAAAGUCCCGAAAAAUUGUAUUUAGUGCUCGCUUUCGUUAACGGAGGAGAAUUGUUCCAUCAUUUGCAACGAGAGGGAAGAUUCGAUGAAGUGAGAUCGAGGUUUUAUGCGGCGGAACUGUUAUGUGCCUUGGAAUGUUUACAUGACUUUAAUGUUGUGUAUCGUGACCUAAAACCAGAGAACAUUCUCCUCGACUAUACCGGCCAUAUAGCUUUGUGUGACUUUGGUCUCUGCAAACUAAACAUGACGGAAACAGAAACAACAAAUACCUUCUGUGGCACACCAGAAUAUCUAUCUCCAGAGCUGCUCCUCGGUCAGGGUUAUACGAAAACAGUAGAUUGGUGGACAUUGGGUGUAUUAUUGUACGAAAUGUUGACGGGACUACCGCCGUUUUACGACGAGAACACGAACGAGAUGUAUCGGAAGAUUCUUCAGGAUGAUCUCAGAUUCCCUGAAGAAGUAGGGCCUGAAGCCAGGAGUCUUUUGACUGGGCUCUUGACAAGAGAUCCAAAUCAUCGAUUGGGCAAUAAUGGGGCUCAGGAAAUCAAAGAUCAUCCAUUCUUUGCAUGUAUUAAUUGGAACCUUCUAAUGCAAAAGAAAGUACAACCACCGUUCAAACCAUCAGUCGAAUCUGCAAUUGACACAUCAAACUUUGACGAAGAAUUCACUUCAGAACCUGCCCUUGACUCUGUAGUUGAUGACUCGGAAUUAUCGGCAACACUACAAUUACAAUUCUGGGGAUUCACGUUUGAUCCCCGUCAAGAAGGAGGAGUCAUGAGUGAGAGUAUGGCGAAUUCCGUAGGUGGUGGUAUGUAA